CAUUUCCUGCUGAUGGUUACCGAAGAUGAGUGAAAAUGGGUCAGAAAACAUCUUCGUUAGCCUCCAAAGUAUCCAAGUCUGUAUCAUCUUUGUUCACUGGUACUGGGGACGAUAGCCAGACAUGCCAAAAUAGACUUGCAGUGACACCAUUCGUCUUCAAGCGUUCAGGGUCCAUGUACUUUGAUGAAGAUGGUGACCUUGCUCACGAGUUUUAUGUUGAAAUUAUUGAAGGCCACCAUCAUUAUAUGAAAAAGCAGAAUCGUAACCUUCGCCCUCAGGGUGAAGUUGACCUUCCUCAUCCCCGCCUCAAUGCAGAUUUUCCUAUUGUGAUAUGUGAAGCUCCACGGUGACACAGGACUGGGGGACACCAACACUGUGUGUCCACACAAAAAGUAGGCAGAUAAAAGGAAAUGUGGAAAACAGCUGAAAUCUAGUCAAAUCUCAAGGCUUCUUGAAACUUACAUAACCAGAUCUAAAAUGUCUACAGUGAUGUGCACGAAAACCAUUCCUGACUGUUUUUGUUGGGAGAAAAUAGGCAUGGUAUUUCGGUCCAUGUCAAUCGAGGAUAUUGUCAUAAUGUACCAUAACAGUUACUCACUAAGUGUCACUGACUUAUAGAAAAAUUAUCUUGGAAAAAUGUUGAAUUGUUCUCUUAUUUAAUCAGGCAAUUAGCUCAUAUUUACUGAAUAAUAGAUGAAACAUUUUUCUUUGGGCGUUCUGUAAAAAGCUACAUAAACCAAUUGUGAGGCUCAAAACAAAGCUUUAAUUUGCAGAAAGUUUAACAGGUAUAAUGAAUUUGGUUAAUAACUUCAUUCUUUGAACUUAAAAUCUCUUAUCUUGGAAUUAAUUUCUGGAACACUUUUGUCAGUCACGAUAACCACUAAAGGUGGUAGAUAGCUCUCUGAAAACCAUGUCAUAUACAGAAAAUUAUAUAUAUAUAUAUAUAUGCAUACCGGUAUAUACACAUUGUGAAAAAUCUCACUUUUGUGAAUAUAAAAUAAUUUUGCAGUCAAAACUACAUGGCAUGUUUAUGAACCAUUUUUUGGUUCAAAUUUGUUUUUCCCAUUUUAAAAUAAUAUGUUGUUCCCUUUUGUUGUCAGAAUGGUCAUUAAUAUUGCCCAAUUCAGAUUGGCUAUAUCUACCACAGAUAAUGUUUUGUUCGUAAAACAGAAAUUUCUCGCAUGGUUUCCUAUGGAAAACACUGGUGGAAGUUAGGGAUUAUGUGGAUGAACACUAGUACUGUGACGACUUUGUGUGUAAGCUGAUAAACAUAUAGAUUAUGUUUUGGUACCUAUAUUAAGAGGUUAUAUGUUUACCUGUUAUGCUGUAAUAAUCUACCACCAGUUUAUGUAUAUAUAUGUUAUAUAAUUAGGUUGUAUAUAUAUUUAUUUAUUUUCGUCAGCUGUGAUGUGUCCAUCAGACUUAUGCAGAUUUGAAUACACAUACAUAGAGGAUGAAUAUGGAUUUCAAAAAUAGUUGCAACUUCAUAGCUGUAUUCUGUUUCGUGUAUUGUAAAUUCAUGUGUACAAUACAAUUUGACAGAGACAAUGGAGAUCGAUACUAAGGGAAGCUAUAUUGCUCUCGGACUCAAAUGAGUCAUGUUAGGAUGUGAAGGCACCCCUACAGCAUUCUUUAUUAAUGUGUUUAGAACUUACUGCGAAGUUUGAGAGUUACUUUUAUCUGCAAAUGUAAUUUGUUCCAAUUAUACAGAUCUCUUAUGUGUGUAAAAAUGUAACAUGACGUGGAAUCGCCAUGUCUUCAUGCUUUGUACAAUGUAACAGUAUAUACAGGAAAAACAGAUAUCCAAUUGUUUCAUCUAAUGUUAAGUGAUAUAUUCAUAUUUUUUUUUAGUUAUAACUUCUAAAUUACAUUGACAAAUUAACUCACUUGAGAAACGAGAAAAACUUUAAUUGUCAUGGAGACAAAAGAAAUAAAAUUAAAAUGUAUGUCUGACAUUCUGAUAAGGAAAGAAAGAAUAACAAUUAACCAGAAUAAGCCUCCUUAUGAGCUCCAUGUCAUAUUGAAUUGGUAAAAUCUAGGUUAGAAAAUUAAAUUUUAUCAUAGCUUAUUUUUGUAUGAAAUGGGACAGAUUCAAGAUUGUUUAAAAGCAUAUUAUAAAACUUUUAUCCAAAUUAACAUGUACCAGCAAAUUGAUAUCUGCAUUUCAGCAAAUUUAAGAAAUGGCUUUUCUAGAUCUCGAUAUGAGUUAUAGCAAAUGUGACAAGAAACUCCUCUGAAACUCCUCUAGGAAUCUACCCGAUGAGUUCAAGGUGACAAAGAAACUUGCUCAGAUAAUAAUAGUUACCUCCCUUUAUGCAUGACAUUUUAUGAAUGUAUCCUACAGAUUAGUCAAAGGUUAACGUUGUUACUGAGGGAAAGGACAAAAUAAAAUGUACUAUAUUUAUUAGUGAAACAUCUGACAUUCAAAUAAACAUUUAAUGGUGAAACAGUAUGCACUUCUGGAAUUCAGAAAAUAAAUCAAGAUCAAUUAUUAAUUUUUAUAUGUAUAAGACAUGGAUAUUUCAUUACAAAUUUGUAUCAUCUCAUUUGUAGAUAAAUUGUCAUGAUAUUAAUUUUUCGAUAAAACAUUUUGCAUUUGUACUGAACUGUUACAAUUGUUACAGUACAUUGAUGUGAAUUAUUGUGUUACCUGUUUACACACGUGCCAUUCCUUGAGUUGCUUGUGUAAUUGUGAUAUGCCAACACCUUAAUAUCCCUUGUUCCGAACAACUGGUGGAAUAUAUUACCUAUUUGUGACUAAUGGUCCAAAAUUCGUGUCAUUCUAUUUGUGAUGUAUGAUAAGGUUUCCUGACCGAGACAUUAAGGUAGAUGUAACACAGCCAAUCACUCAAUUCUUUGAUGAUUUAGUAAAUCUGGUUAUAUUUAUCACAAGCAGGUAAUAUAUUCUCUUUUAAUAUUUCUAUAACAAAACAUCCUACAUAUAUAGAAUUCCACAGUUCCUCAGACUAUUAAUGAUAACUUUACUAAAUUUGAUAAGAGGCUUUGUUAAGUGGAUAUUUUUAUCAGAUUAAUGUUUUUAUGUGAGGCUUUGACAAGAGAUAACGUGAUAUACAUGGUUUGUAUAUUUGAAUAACUGCCAACAACAAGGCUCACAAAGAAGUGGAAUGAAGAGUCGCCCUGAACUUUUGAUGUUACACUUGCGUUAAGUUGGCAAAACAUGGUGCAGAAAAAUAAUUUAAGAUGUAAAGUAAUUAAGAAACUACACAACAGUUAUGUACUCAUUCAAAUCCUUCCUACUGAUAAUAGUUCUGUCUGUUAAUCAUUUUGGUGAUAAUUCUUAGGCCUACUUAGUGUAUAAAAAUCCUGGAAUUAUUUACUGACAAUUUCUAUUGAGGUCUUAUACGUACAAUGAUAUUAAAAUUACAGAAAAAUGCUGAACCACAAUAUUUUAGAUAAUGAUUCUUUGUCUUAAAUAUUGUGGUUCAGCAUUUUUCUGUAACUUUGAUAUCAUUGUACAUAUAUAUCUGUAUCAUACACUGACAGGUUAAAGAAACAGAUAUUAAUCUUGGUAUAUUUGGGUAAGACAAUACUUGAGGGUUUAUUUUAGGUAUAUCAUAUUUGUAUUUUACAUAUUCUGUCUCAGGAUAAUUUUGUUACCAUUGCAAAAGGAUUGUAAUUACGAAUUACACCAGUUUACUGCGUUUACGGUCAAUAUAAUGUCUGUUUCACCAUAUCAAUAUUUUGAAUUUUUUUUUUUUUUUUUUUACUUUUUCAUUUUUUUAGGUGAAUCAAAAUGUUAAAAUUAAUACAAAAUAAUAGAUCAUGUAGAAUUCUAUUUAGACAAGAAGAAAAAUGAUUGUUACAAGUAAUAAUAUAGAUGUUACAAUGUUAUAUAUGAACAAUUUUGCAAUAUCAAAUCAGUGUAUACAUGUAUAUGUAGGUAACAGCAGUGUACUAGAGAAAGUGUUCUGUUACCAUGUAUCUAGUGAGAGAUUUGUGAUAUUGAUACCCUCAAUACAUUGUUGAUGUUUGGUGUUGUUCCAAGGGUCAAAUGGAAUCAUACAGAUAGAUUGCAAUAUACAGCAAAGAUGAUAUGUGACAACCAAUUCAAAAUAUCUAAUGUUUCUUAGAUAAUAAAAAAGGUUGGAGAAAUAAAUUUAGGUAAUAAAGUAAAAAAAAUAUUGAAAUAAAGCACUUCUGCUUCAUAAUGUCUUUGUAAGUUGAGUAAAUUGGGGCCGCGGUGGGCGAGUGGUUAAGGUGUACCGACACUUUAUCACUAGCCCUCCACCACUUGGUUGCGAGUUCGAAACCUACGUGAGGCAGUUGCCAGGUACUGACCAUAGGCCGGUGGUUUUUCUCCGGGUACUCCGGCUUUCCUCCACCUCCAAAACCUGGCACGUCCUUAAAUGACCCUGGCUGUUAAUAGGAUGUUAAACAAAAACAAACCAAAAUUGUAAAUUGAGUAGAAACAAGUGAUUAAAACAUAAAAUAUUGACUUGUAACACAGAUUUUAAAUCUUAACCUGUUUUUCAUUUGCAUGUAACGUUCAACUUUGAUCAUGGUUUUUGAUUUAUGGUGUGAUGGAAAGUGUGAAACAAUCACAGAUUUAUUUGUAUUAUAGAGAUCUUUCCUGGAGUACCUUCCCUUUAAUCAGUACAAGAUUUUCCACAGUUGCAAUCUAACAUUUUUUGAGAAUCAUGAUUUAUUGUUCCUUCCUGUCUGUAAAAAUUAUGAAUGCUAGAAACUAAAAACUCCAAGAAAUUAAUACAUACAUUGGGAAAAAGUGUCACGUUAACACUAAUGGUAGAUAUUACUUACUGUUAUGUUAUGCUAAUAUUAUGUAGGUUCUGGAAUUGUGUCGUGUUAUGAUAAAAUGAAUAUACAUGUACACAUAAAAAUCAGAAACAUGUAUCUGUGUAUAUCUAUCAAAAUAUAUUUUAUGAAUUCCUUUAUUUAUUUUGUGAGAAUGUGUGUUUGAAUCCAAAACUUCCAUAUUGAUGGAAACAUUUACAGGAAGCUGUUUCUCCUCGUUACAUUCCUGUACAAUCUGGACCAAUAGUUACACAAGUUGAGGAGUAACCUAUAAAUCACUAGCUAGCUCUAUGAUAAUCACCAGUAGUAUAAUAGUAGUUUAUAAAUGACACAGAACUUUUAAGCAGAUACAUUUAAAAGUUAAAAUGUUUGCUUAUGUAUUCCUGGAGAGUUGUGCGAUAUUAAAUUUUAGGUUGUGGUGAUAAAAUGGCUUUCCCUGUGUAGUAAAGUUUAACCUUAAGAUAUUUUGUGAAAGCACGGAUAAUAAAAGUGACUUCCCAAGUAUUAAAACUUGUGAUGACAGGAGAAUUUUGUGUGAUGUUGAAUGCAUGAAUUUCAUAUUAUGUGAUAAUUGCUGUAUAUUGUAUACCAUACCUUAUUUGAAAUAAACAUUGUAAUAUGACUUAA
Molecule: messenger RNA, 5400 nt
Organism: Pecten maximus
Lineage: Eukaryota; Metazoa; Mollusca; Bivalvia; Pectinida; Pectinidae
Product: tumor suppressor candidate 2-like
Exons: 3
Coding region: 36-350 (104 amino acids)
Biological process (GO): regulation of mitochondrial membrane potential
Cellular component (GO): mitochondrion
Source: RefSeq, a predicted model, not a curated record